Molecule: messenger RNA, 1616 nt
Organism: Mandrillus leucophaeus (drill)
Lineage: Eukaryota; Metazoa; Chordata; Mammalia; Primates; Cercopithecidae
Gene: HSF2BP
Product: heat shock transcription factor 2 binding protein
Exons: 8
Coding region: 70-1050 (326 amino acids)
Cellular component (GO): cytosol
Source: RefSeq, a predicted model, not a curated record
CAUAUAGGUACUAAAGAGGAAUUUGUUAAAGUCAGAAAGAAGGACCUGGAACGGCUGACAACUGAAGUGAUGCAAAUACGGGACUUCUUACCCAGAAUACUAAAUGGGGAGGUGCUGGAGAGCUUCCAGAAAUUAAAGAUUGUAGAAAAAAACCUGGAAAGGAAAGAGCAAGAACUAGAGCAGCUGAAAAUGGAUUGUGAGCACUUUAAAGCCCGCCUGGAAACCGUGCAGGCUGACAGCAUAAGAGACAAGAAGGAGAAACUGGCUCUUCGACAGCAGCUGAAUGAAGCGAAGCAGCAACUUCUGCAGCAGGCAGAGUAUUGUACAGAAAUGGGAGCAGCAGCUUGUACCCUCUUGUGGGGCGUCUCCAGCAGCGAGGAAGUCGUCAAGGCCAUUUUGGGAGGAGAUAAAGCUUUGAAGUUUUUCAGCAUCACUGGUCAAACAAUGGAGAGUUUUGUGAAGUCACUGGAUGGUGAUAUCAAGGAGCUUGAUUCGGCUGAAAAUCAGUUUGUUUUUGCUCUGGCUGGAAUUGUAACAAGUGGGUGUCCCAGCAGGCGGCUUUACUUCCUGCUGUACAGAGUCAAGGGAUUUGUGCUGUGCCUGGACCUUGGAUUGCGGGGGACCCUGAGUGCUGUCCUGGCACUGAGCUGCAUGUGGAGGGCCCAAAGUCUCCUUUCUGUGGCUGUUUCUCCACUGCUGCCACGUGACACUGGCGUUUCCAUUCGCCUUGACACUUGGCUGAUGCUGAUGUCCCUGUACAAUGUAAGCAUCAAUUUGAAAGGCCUGAAAUACAUCAGCGAGAGUCCAGGAUUCAUCCCGUUGCUGUGGUGGCUUUUGAGUGAUCCAGAUGCAGAGGUGUGCCUUCAUGUACUGAGGCUUGUCCAGUCUGUGGUUCUGGAACCUGAAGUCUUCUCCAAGUCGGCCUCUGAGUUCCGGAGCUCCCUGCCCCUGCAACGCAUCCUGGCAAUGUCCAAGAGCCGCAACCCCCGCCUGCAAACCGCAGCCCAGGAGCUCCUGGAAGACCUCCGCACUCUGCAACAUAAUGUGUAGGCGUGCUCGGCCACCAGGGUUUUGGUGAAAAUGCCGGUGUCCCUUCUCCUCCCCAGAUCCCUCAUUUGAUACUGCAAAACCGUCACCAUGUGCCAUGUGUUAGAGUUGGCAAAAUGUGAUUGACUAGAGAUGGACCUGAAUUGAUAUGUAUCCCACAUAACUUGCCUUGGAAGUGAGAGUACUUGUAGGUGGUUGGUUAAGCUUGCCAAGGAAGAGGCCAUGAAAGAACCUGGCCUUCCAGAAAAGUGGUCCAUGUCUGCUGGCUGGAAGAGGGCUUGCUUAGGGCAGUUUCUUGCUACUCAAAAGACCAUGACUGAUAGGUUCACCUAUAAAACAGGGAAAUUAAAUAACCAUCUACCCCAUUGGUCAGCAUUUUCCUGAGAUACAUUUCUUUGAAAAGCAAUUCAUUCUCUCUCUAGUAAUUGUAAUCAAUCACCCCAAAAUGCAAGUUUACUUUUAUAACCUUUUGGUGAACCUGCUAUUUCGGAUGACACUGGACAUUUUAGUUCUAUAUUUUUUGUGCCUGUUUUAUUUUUGAAUAAAGAAAGUCAGAAGAGUUGUAUUAC